CCUGGCUCUCUGUCCUAGACUGAGGUUGGCUGGUUAGUUGGUCGGUUGUGUGGUAUUUGUCUCUUUCUCGUCCUACUUCCCUCCUCCAGGACCCUGCCUCUAUCUUGACGCCUGUGAUUGUAACAUCUCCUCAACCUCUCUGGAGCGAUACAGGUAACCCUGAACAGGUUAGAUGCUUUCUUGAUUAAGUCACAACUGGGUGGCAUGAAGGUUCACUGUCUGAUUCUGUAUAUACGGUAUUGUCUGUGUAUGUGCUUGUUUGUGUAUUCUUAUAUGCAGAUUCAGUGCACAGAUCACAGAAAGACAGUACCAAUGUCAAUGUCUUCUCCUCUGUCAUUGAUCCAAUUCGCUCUCUCCUUACCCCGCCCACCAGGUGAUCAUGCUGCCUAAUUGGUCAAACAUGACCCUCCACCUGGAGGACUCUCUGACCCGUGCCCUGGGCCAUUACCUUGACAACUGGAGCCGGAACUCCUCGAAGGCAGCACAGGCUCUGGACAACACCCUGGCAGAGGAGAACUUCAGGAACGUCAUCUGGUAUCUGAUAGUGAUGAUCGGAAUGUUUGCCUUCAUCGUCGUGGCGAUCCUGGUGAGCACGGUGAAGUCGAAGCGGCGUGAGCAUUCUAACGACCCCUACCAUAAAUACAUCGAGGAAGACUGGACCGCCCAGCUCCAACAGCAGAGUUUCGUCAUCAACAAUCCCACGGCCAACUAACCUAAUGUAUAUGCACACGCCAUAUACAAACACCAGUGGUGGAAAGAGUACCCAAUUGUCAUAUUUGAGUAAAAGUAAAGAUACCUU
Messenger RNA from Coregonus sp. 'balchen', 799 nucleotides. The record is from the annotation of a GenBank genome assembly. NCBI's taxonomy places the organism in Eukaryota, Metazoa, Chordata, Actinopteri, Salmoniformes, Salmonidae.